AUGAGUUCAUUACUUAAUUUUUUUAAACAGCCUAAUGACAUAGCUAUAUUUCUUAAUCAACCAUUUCUUCAAUAUGAAAAUAUUUUUGAAGAUUUUACAAUUCACAAACCAGUAAUUGAGAAGAUCACUGAAAGGGAUAUCCUUAGUAUUCCUGACCCAACACCAACUCAACUCUCAAUUAUUCCUGUACCAGAAAUUAUUUAUUAUCAUAUUGUAACAGCUAUUUCAACAUUUCCAUUAUUAAAUGAAAUUCUUCUUAGUAUUGUUCCACAACAAAUGAAUGAAAUGGUAUUUUGGUAUAAAUAUUUUAGUUUUUUAUUUAAGUCAGAAAACCAAAAUUCACUUCUUGAUGAUUUAGCACAAGAACGAAAUGGAAUUUAUUUAACAUUAACAAGUGAAACAACUAAAGAAAUUUAUUUGUCUUAUAUGAAAAAUUGUUUUAUUGGACAACGAGGGAUGUUAUUAAUGAAAUAUAUUCAAAUUAUUAAUCAAACAACAAAUGGAAUGUUAGACAAAACGUUUUAUAAAUUCACAGAGAGAUUAGAAGGUUUACCAAAAAAUCAAAGUGAAAUUAAAUUUAGAUAUGAAUUUCUUAUAACAAUAUUUGGAGAAAUAUUUAGACGAUGUAAAUGUUUAUAUAUUCCAUAUGUUGGUAAUUUGGUAUUAGAAGCUGUUCAAUUAUUUGAUAUUAAUGAUGCAUUUUAUUGUGUUAUGGAAUUUGUCAUUAAAGCACAAUGCUGUGGACAUUUUUAUUCAUCACAAUAUGGACUAGAAAAUUUAGUUGAAUAUAUUUAUUGUAUAUUAAAAACAACAUACCCAGCAUUAGAUAACAGUUUGUUUUUUUUUUUAUAUUUUUUUAAUUCACUUUAA
This is a messenger RNA of Entamoeba nuttalli P19, 870 nucleotides long. RefSeq lists its product as hypothetical. The record is from RefSeq and is a predicted model, not a curated record. Bases 1 to 870 code for a protein of 289 amino acids. NCBI's taxonomy places the organism in Eukaryota, Evosea, Mastigamoebida, Endamoebidae. The transcript is spliced from 2 exons.